AGAGCUACCACCAGUACAAGCUUUAGUGACUGAAUCCGGCGGAAAGCAGUCAUUCCAGGAACGCUGAAACUAAAGAACUACACUACUUUCAUUUUGCCGUUGAGGCUGAGAUUUCUACAUGUUAUUAUUAUUAUUAUUAUUUUAAAUAAUAAAUACUUUUUGUUUUGCUUUUCCACGUUCUACUCUCAGGGACUACGAUGGCUUACGUAGGAAACGGAGCUGGACAUGAUGUUGAUGAGGAACACUUUGAAGAUGCCUAUGAAAGUAUCCCUACGGCGUCCAAAAUGGAUUUGAAAACUGCCUUAGAAGAAUGCACAAUGGCACUUAACCUCUUUUUGAACAACAAGUUUUCUGAAGCUCUGGAUAUGCUGAGACCUUGGGCGAAGGCUAGCAUGUACCAUGCCCUGGGAUACAGCACAAUCUUGGUGAUGCAGGCGGCCAUGACCUUCGAACACCAAGACAUCCAGAUGGGCAUCAGCGUAAUGAAAGAUGCACUACAGACCUGCCAAAGGUUUAGAAAAAAGAACACAGUUGUGGAAUCUAUAUCCAAUUUAGUUUCCAAACAAGCAGCUGACCAAUUCAAAGAAGAGGAAAUGCAUGCAGAUCUCUGCUAUGCAGAGUGCUUGCUACAGAAAGCGGCCCUAACAUUUCUGCAGGAUGAAAACAUGAUCAACUUUAUCAAAGGUGGGCUCAAAAUCAGAACAAGUUACCAAAUAUACAAGGAAUGUCAGCAGCUUUUAAACAUGACUCAGGAUCUUUCUGGCAAGAAUGAAACCUACUGCCAGUUUGAAGGGGGCGUGAAUUUAGGAAUUGGAGCAUUCAAUCUGAUGCUGUCCCUCCUACCUGCAAGAGUUCUAAGGCUUCUGGAAUUUAUUGGGUUUUCAGGCAAUAGGGAGUUUGGGCUCUCCCAGUUACGAGAAGGGGCUUCUAGCCACAGCCUGAGAGCUAUACUGUCUGUUCUGACCCUGCUGCUUUACCACACUUACGUUGCUUUAAUCCUUGGUUGUGGUGAAGGAAACCUUGUAGAAGCCGAAGCCCUGUUGGAACCCUACCUCAAGAAAUUCCCCAACGGGUCUAUUAUUUUAUUUUAUACAGCCAGGAUAGCGGUACUUAAAGGAAACUUUGAGAAGGCUGAAGUGAAGUUUCAGGACUGCAUUGCAUCCCAGCAGGAGUGGAAACAGAUCCAUCACCUCUGUUACUGGGAGCUGAUGUGGUGCCACACCUUCCAGCAGAAUUGGCUAGAGGCUUACCGCUACGCAGACCUGCUCUGUAAGGAAAGCAAGUGGUCAAAGGCAAUAUAUGUCUUUCAGAAAGCUGCCAUUCUAAGCAUGCUUCCAGGUGAAGUUGUCACACAGACUGGGGAGAAUGUAACUGAGCUGUUUAAACAAGUUGAAGGGUUAAAGCAGAAAAUUGCUGGUAAAUCCAUUCCUACAGAAAAGUUUGCUGUGCGAAAGUCCCGACGUUAUUCUGCUCCAAAACCUGUGAAACUGGUGGUACCUGCUCUGGAAAUGAUGUACGUUUGGAAUGGCUUUACAAUUGUUGGCAAGAGGGCUGACCACACAGAGAGUCUGCUCAUUACAAUUGAACAAGCAGAAGUGGCAUUGAACCAAGAAACCAAUCCCUCAGAAUACCAUCCUGAUGACCAGUGCCUUAUCCAGAUGUUGAAGGGACUUUGUCUGAAACAUUUGGGUCGUCUUUUGCAAGCUGAACUCUGCUUCACUCAAGUCACCACGAGUGAGAAGAGGAUAAAAUAUGAUCAUUAUUUGGUGCCAUUUAGUUUAUAUGAGCUGGGGCUCUUAUACAAGCAGCAAGGAGACUUUCAAAAAGCCAGCAGAUUUAUAGAAAAUGCAAAACAAAACUACAAAGGCUAUUCAAUGGAAUCCAGACUGCACUUCCGUAUCCACGCUGCUCUCAACAGCCUCCGAGGAUCCCCAGCCACCACACCUUGACAAGAUUGUUCGGUCUGUUUUUAAACUGUGUCUGUAGUGGCAGGUUGUUCUUUCAGGGAUCUGAAUUAAGCUAAAAGAUACAAUGGAAGUGUCCUCCACAAGCAUUUCAUUCACUUAAAACAGAGUUGCUGAUAGUAAAUUUAAAAAGUAUUUCAAUCAAUAAACAGCACUUGGUGUUUAGCAAGCAGAUAUAACAUGGUGUGUAGUUGCUAUUAAAUCUAGAUCUAUACAUUGGCAUUUUUAAAAUCUGUCUGUACUUUUAAUAAUCAAUUGCGGCAACUCGGUUGUUUUUAAUUGGUUUUGGGACAGUCCUCUGACAAUAAUUUCUGUUUAAUCAAGAUCUAAAUAUUUGUUCAUGAAUACCUCACAGACCUAUGCUUGAAAUACCAAUGUAAAGGAUGAUAUUUAAUGCUUACUUGGGGCACUGAAUUUUGAAAUGUUACUGACCCUGAGUCCUGGUUACUGGUUUUGUGCUACAUGUUCUAAAUCUCUUUAAUGUAUUUUCCCUUUUUUAAGCUUUACAUUAUUACAAUCAGGUUUGUGUGUGUGUGCACUGUGGUGAGUGUUAAUAUCUUGUUUUAUGGAAAAUGUGUCUUUGUGUUAGACAAGGCAUUCCUAUCAUCAACAACCCCUUUCUCUUACUGAUGAAUAUACUUUUAUAUGCUCUGUUGGAGCAACAUUGUCUGACCUGGUUUCCCACACUACAAAAAAUAACUGAAGGUGGUUUGGCUAUACUGUAUAACAUUGUGCAUAUUAUUUUCACGAUUAGUUUCUGACCUUUUAAUAAUAACUCUUUAUGUUUGUUCAGCAUAUUCUAUUGCAUUUUCUGGCAUUGUCAUUUAUUUGUCAACUACUAAUACAUUAUUGAUUCUGCUCUACAUAUUUAGUUUUAGAUGAGGAGAACUGGGUUGUGCACUUCUGUGUGUCUACUACUUGCUGCAUGAAGUAGCAGACACACACAACUGGCUUAAAUACAUACAAAUAGUAAGUAUACAGUAGUUCCUGUAUUAAAAUGUCUCACCCUCACAUUUCAAACAUGACAAGACCCUUUCCAAAGGCCAGUGUUUAUUGGCUUAAAUACAUAAAUAAAAUACCAUUUUAUUAGUGUUAUAUUUAUUUAUUUUUUUAAUCUGAGGAACUACGCUGCUUCAAUUUAAGUAACAAGAAUCUUUACCAGAGUAGCUGUAGAACAUGACAAAAAAAGGAAAGUCUGUGGCAGAAAGUACUGGGGAAAGCUUGGCUCCUCAUCCUGUAAAGGCCCUACCGGACUGGAGUGCAGGGUGAGCCAUAUGAUUAGGAGCUGGCUGGUUUGAAUCCUCCUGUGCUGAGUUGCUGUUCUUGACCGGGAGCCCACAGAAACCAUUGAAUUAACUUUUGCCUUCCCUUGGGUUGGGGAGGAAAAUAGUUUGGGCACAGUUAACACAUCCCCCCCCCCCCCCCUCACUUCAGUAGCCUCUACUGGUCAUCAGAGCAUUGGAGAUUGCAUAGUCUGGGUUCAGCAGUUUAAGAGAACCCAUUGUUUUAGGUUCAGCAGGUGAAAAGAGGCAAUUGACAAUGGGAAUAGAGGUCACCCAUCUACUGUAUAUUCAGUGAUCUGUUGUAGUGGUGAGGUGGCUUUCAAAUUGGGCAUUUAAAAAUGGAUGUUAAAUUGAUAAAUCAUGAAUAAUAAUUACAAAAAAAGUAGGGGAGACAGUAAUUCACCACAAACAGGGAAACAAUCUGGAUAAUUUACUGUUACUAUGAGGUGACAUGCUCCUACCAGUGUGCAUGUGGUGGGAUUUUCCUGUAGGCUUUCAGUAAUGUUUUAUGAAUGAAUCCCUGUGUUCUGUUUUCUUGAUGUUUUAAAUUCACUGUUUAUGGCUUGAAAUUCUUAGUUCCUGAAAUCUUUAGUGUAUUAAAGCUGAAUUAAACAAAUGCCAGGUGGGUCUGCUGUGAUUUAAGAAAGGCACAGUGGGGCAACUGAAUGGGUGCACCAGUUCAGUCUUUCAAGCAACUUGCUGUGUGUUUUUUUUUCUGCUGAACUUGUUUGUGAAAAGCAAAUGCUGUAACAUUCCACUUGUAAAAAAAAAAUGUAAUGGGAUUGUAGAUUCAUUCAAAUCAUUUUACUAAAGUGUUUCUAGAGGUUGCUUUUUGUUUCUUUUUCCAAAAACCUUAUUUGAUGAGGGCAUUGAGGCAAAUUUAUUUUGAAAAGUUAUUCUGAAAAACAGUUGAGAUAAUAUACAUGAAAAUUACAUAUAUAUAUUCUUAUUUAUUUUAUAUCCUGUAUAAUUGUACUUUGUUGUACAUUUUUUGAAGUGUUCAUGUGGUUUUUUCUAUUGUGAAAAAUAAUCUAAUAGGCCUAUUCUUCUAUUUUAUUGGUACUCAAGUCUUGAGGACUUCUGUUACAAGUGGUACAUCCCCAUAACUAAUGCACAUAAAACACUAUACUGUAAUACUGCCAAAGGUACACACAUGGAUUCUGAAGUAAAGUAUAGUUAACAAAGUCAAGUAGAAAAACAUUUUGGCAAUGCCUUGGAUUUAUAAAAAGGAACAGAAAAAAUGUACUUAAAUGAUAAAAUGAUGCUGUUUACACACUAUUGCAUUACAGGCAGAGGGGCAUUUUGGUGUUUCGAUGAAUGAUAAGCAAUAGCUACCCAAGAAAAGCCAACUUGCCAUCACUUUCAAACACACCAAAGUCAUUGCUGUGCUCUGUGGCCCUGGAGCUGAACUGACUGGAUCAGCAUGUGUCUCAAUUUACCUAGUCUGAACCCUAAGCCCUGCCUGGAAGUGUGGCUGGCUUCCACAUCUCCACUGCAUGUAGAAGUAGCAGGGAAAGGCUGGGUGAAUGGGUCUGUGAUGCUUUCCUAAAUAACAGGUUGAGUGGAGACUCAGCCAGUGUUUGGCUAUAUGUUAAGGAGCAGAGAGCUGCUGACCACAAGCAUGCUUUAGCGUCUUCAGGUCCUGGGACACCUGCUGCUGCCUUGGCUCCCAGCAGGUGUCACUGGACACCAGAGAACAUUAACAUUGUAUUUAGUUAUACAUGCGGCUGAUUUCACAGGCCUUCGCUAGCACUAAUCUUGAACUCGGUAAGGGGGCUGUGAAACCAGACGACCCUUAAAUUUAAGCAGCAAUAAGCAAAUUAUUUAAUCAGCAAAUGAAUGUGUUUCAAAUAUUACAUUUAAUCAGCAAAUUGAUUUAUAUACAUGUGCUUUUUUCUGAAUAUAUAUUGUCAAUGGUCAAUGUAAUUUUAUUAUUUGUUUCCUUCUGAUUUUUACCAAAAUAUAUUUUUGGGUUGUUUUUCUCGUUUCUUUAAAUUCAUUGCAAUUUGUGGGCUGUGUGAUUUCCAUACAAUACAAUUGUUUUAUAUGAAGUGUAUUUCACCCCAACCUCUCUUCCCUGUCUCGCUUUUGUGUGUUUGCUAUACUUCAUAUGUUCAUACUUCAUAUGUUCUAAACAAGAACCUUAUGUAUGUUCCACAGAUCUGCCGUGGUGUAAAUGUAACAGAAUUCUAAAUAAAAAGCCAUGCACUUCAGAA
This is a messenger RNA of Acipenser ruthenus (sterlet), 5463 nucleotides long. Its product is annotated as tetratricopeptide repeat protein 39B-like. The record is from RefSeq and is a predicted model, not a curated record. The coding region runs from base 198 to 1949 and encodes 583 amino acids. The transcript has 19 exons. Lineage: Eukaryota; Metazoa; Chordata; Actinopteri; Acipenseriformes; Acipenseridae. Gene Ontology annotation, molecular function: protein binding.